Messenger RNA from Acytostelium subglobosum LB1, 246 nucleotides. RefSeq lists its product as hypothetical. The annotation marks the transcript as partial. The transcript has a single exon. The record is from RefSeq and is a predicted model, not a curated record. Lineage: Eukaryota; Evosea; Eumycetozoa; Acytosteliales; Acytosteliaceae.
GCAGACACUGUCUGUGUCCUUGCAACCAAGAGGGUUGGUCGGGUCGCAUGUCUGGCAACCUUUGCACUGUUUGGGAGUGUGAGUGAUCGCUCCAGUGACUGGGUUGCAAGCAUCAACAGUGCAUGGGUUGUUGUCGUCCACAGUGACAUUGGUGUAGACACACUUUCCGGAUUGUGCAUCGCAGCUGGCCACCAUGCACAUUGGUGUCGACUUAGGGUCGCAACAAGUGCACUCGGUACUGUUGGA